This is a messenger RNA of Racocetra persica, 594 nucleotides long. NCBI's taxonomy places the organism in Eukaryota, Fungi, Glomeromycota, Glomeromycetes, Diversisporales, Gigasporaceae. The record is from the annotation of a GenBank genome assembly.
AUGGAUAGAAUUCCGUAUGAUAAUACAUAUUCUCCUUUACAUCAAAACAUAAUUUUUUCAGAACCUCCUUCCAUACUUUCUUCUGAACAAAAUGCUCUCACAACCACCUCGCCCACGGUUGUGAAAGGAAAUGGUCAACUAAGAUCGCGGAAAACUGUUCAUGUUAGCAGUAGUUGUAAUCACAAUGGCCGCUAUCUUCUACAAAGACGUCGAGGUUUUAGUCUUGACAGUUAUAGUUACUAUCAUCGUCAUCACCCAUUAUCUAACAUUUAUAGCCGAAAUGAUAGUAAUUAUGAAUUUUUUUGUCACGCUUAUGAACCUCAAUCACCUCUGUCACUAAAUAAAAAACCUUCAUUCCGACCAAGGUCGCCUAAAUAUCCAAUAUAUGGCUAUUCGACAAGUUCUGACGAUAAGCUAUAUGCUUCUUCAAGUAUGAAGCUUUAUCCUGAUUCAAAUAUGAGUAUGGGUAGUAAGGUGGAUGAUGAAAAGAAUAAAGAUUCGGAAAGUUUAAAAUAUGGCAAAGACAUUACUAAAAAAUUCUUAUUUAAUAUUGAAUCAAAGAACGAAAUAAUUUAUCAUAAGAAAAAGUCUUAA